Molecule: messenger RNA, 1570 nt
Organism: Jaminaea rosea
Lineage: Eukaryota; Fungi; Basidiomycota; Exobasidiomycetes; Microstromatales
Product: FAD-dependent thiol oxidase
Exons: 1
Coding region: 150-1301 (383 amino acids)
Cellular component (GO): mitochondrial membrane; mitochondrion
Molecular function (GO): flavin adenine dinucleotide binding; flavin-dependent sulfhydryl oxidase activity
Source: RefSeq, a predicted model, not a curated record
AGCCACUCUCUCUCUCUCCUCCACGAAGUCCGAGUCCAGUCGGGGUUGGACUGCAAGCGCGAAGCGAGAAGUCAAGACGAGUCUCCAAAGGCGGACUGAGCUUUGUUUCCUCCUUUGCCCUCCUUCCUUCUCAUCGCCACCCACUCACCAUGCCACCUUUCCCCUCAAAUCCCUAUCCCUCAUCAUCAAGACGCUCCAAGGCUACCUUCAUUAAUCGUAUCAUCCCUUCAAUCCGUCGACAGCCAUUUCUCCUCUUUGGCCUCCCCUUUACCCUCACAAUCGUAACAGCCGCCUAUGGCCUCUCCUACCUUACUCAGACCCGCUACGAGUACAAUGCCACCAAGGUGUCGGCCCUGAGCAAAGAAGAGGAGCUUGGAAUGAAGAAGGACAGGAGAAAAAUCGACUUGAGGGAAGAGUACUUCAAGUUGGGCGGUGGUACAAGGAGUGGCGCCGGCCCUACCGCUGGACAAAGCGACGAGGGCGACGCCUGGGAGAAUUGGGAGCCCAAGCGUGUACCGCGGCCUGAAGGAACAGAAGAGUGGGGAGUUGGAGGCGGAAGUACAGGGUCUUACGUCGAGUCUGCGUCCAACACGCGCGACUACAAGGGCAAAAGGAGAGCGACGGGACCUAUUGCGGCUGAGGGGCCUGAGGAGGGCACGCCGCUGCCUGGCGGCAAUCGAGUCAUUAUCACAGAGAAGGGCGAGAGGCUGGUCAUUGGUCCCGACGGGAAGCCAUGUCGCUCUUGUUCGAGCAGACUUGCCUUCGCAGAUGCCAUGAGGGGCUCAGGCGGCGGUGGGUCCGCAGGCAAGACGGCAGGAGGCGUGGGGUUCGGCGCAGCAGCAGCAGCAGCAGCCUCAACCUCUUCAGCAGCUUCUUCGGACAGGUCAAUCUCGCAAGUGAAAGGUUGCCCGCCAGACGUCGAGGAGCUCGGUCGCUCCACGUGGGACUUCCUACACAGCGUAGCAGCCACCUAUCCGGAGAAGCCCACAGAGACCCAACGCUCAGCCCUUCUCUCCCUCCUCACAUCCCUGCCGGUUCUCUAUCCCUGUGGGUAUUGCGCCGACGCCCUGAGCGAAGACUAUGCUCGCCGAGCAGUGGAGAGACCCGCGGCUGGUACCCAGGGGAAGCCUCUGGAGAACAUGACUCUACAAGAGGCGACGGAGAGCAAGCGCAGCGCAGCGAGGUUCAUGUGCUCGAUUCACAACGAGGUGAAUGUGCGGCUGGGGAAGCCCGUCUGGAAUUGCGAUGACCUGGGCAGAUUGAAGAGGAGAUGGGAAGAUGGUGGGGAGAGGUGCUUUUAGCAGAGUAAAGGAGAGCUAAUCAAAGCCAAAUUUCAAGAGGCCACGCUAUGCUAAUUGCUAUUUGCAGGACGAUUCCGUGUGUAGAGAGGCAGAUAAGACGGCUAUGCGGGAGUGUAUGAUACAAGAUUUGAGGGUAAGAGAGGGAAAGGUCAAAGGUCCGGGCUCACGAACAUUAGCAAAGGAGCGCUUGUCCCACAACUGCUGCAAGGACGGCCAUCACGGCGAGCUGAGCAGCCAUCGCCUUGUGCUGCGCUGCCCCCGACGUUGUG